Molecule: messenger RNA, 3268 nt
Organism: Haliotis rufescens (red abalone)
Lineage: Eukaryota; Metazoa; Mollusca; Gastropoda; Lepetellida; Haliotidae
Product: leucine-rich repeat-containing protein 74A-like
Exons: 13
Coding region: 227-2152 (641 amino acids)
Molecular function (GO): protein binding; calcium ion binding
Source: RefSeq, a predicted model, not a curated record
AGGACACAGGAUAUUGGUCACAAAUCAUAAUCUAGGGCCAUUAUGACACAUUGCUAAUGUGAUUACUGAGAGUUGACCUGUUCCACUGGCCCCGAGUGGACGCGAGCAUGUGGCCGGUGAAAAUGGGAGUACUGACAGACGUAGCCUUGGUUACCAGAUCUCUGCAAUGACGCUCCGCAUCACUGUGCUUCGUAUGUCAACAUCGCGAUGUGAAUGACAGGAAGUCAUGGAGGACGACACAGAUAGCCAGCCGACACUGGAGUCGGUAGAAACAUCUCCAACACCAGUAGCGUCUGACAUUGGGUCAAGGUCGGAACAUAGGAGUAAAUCUACCCGUGGUCCAGAUUCCACCUCUGAAAUGUCAUGGGGAGACGACCCUGACCUUGGUAUGACAGAAGACGACCCUGACCUUGAUCUGGCAGCAGACGACCCUGACUUUGGCGAGGCAGGGGACCCUACCCCCUCACUGACCAGUGCAAAGUCGAAAAGAACACCAUCACAAAAAGGCAGUGCUCGUCUGUCCAGGCGGAGCCUGACUGACAUAGAACGCGAGGCAGAUGAAAUGCGCAAUAUCCUCAUCACACAGUAUGGUCUGGACAUCUCAGAUGACGUCGAAUGUGACGUUAGCGAGUCCGAGUCGGAAUCAGACGAAGGGCGUGAGGUGGACUACGACACCGACCUCGACAUGGACAUGGACAAGUGGCUGAACGCUGAGCAGCUUCGUCUCAAGGAUGACCUCUCCGGUGAGAGACGUUACGUGGCAGCAUGUGACGCCAUUGGAGUCACGCCCGCCACUUACUUCGUCAAACACAUCGCCGACCACGAAGUGGGCAUGAGGUUCCAUGGGCUAGGCCCCCAGGGAGCCAAGGCUAUGUGCGUUCCACUCAAGACCAACAGUAAGAUCGAGAAACUGGAUCUGGAGGGUAACUGGAUAGAUGAGGCAGGCUGUGGGAGUCUCGCUGAGAUGCUGAGAGACAACAUUUACAUAACCGAGCUGAUUCUAUCCGAGAACAAGAUCGGCUGUGCAGGUGCUCUGUCUAUGUGUGAGAUUCUAAUGAAGAAUGAUACCGUCGUCAAACUCGACCUCUCAGGCAACGACAUCAAAGAUUCCGCGGCAGAGAACAUAUGCCAGAUGCUGAAAAAAAACACAUCCCUCCGGCACCUGUACCUGAGCCACAACCACUUCGAGGAGGAGGGUGCUCUUCACUUCAAGGAGGCGCUGUCCUACAACGAAUCCCUGGAGACUCUGGACCUCAGCUGGAACAGGUUCAGGACCCGAGGGGCCAUCUACAUCGCCGAGGGGGUUCAGGAGAACUAUGGUCUACGCAUUCUCAACUUCUCCAUGAACGGACUGGGACUUGCUGGGGCAGAGGCGAUGGGGAAGGCCUUGAAGGUCAAUCGAACAUUGCUUGACCUUGACAUUAGUUUCAACCGAAUACCGGAAGAGGGAGCUGGUCACAUGGCAGUUGGUCUGCAAGUCAAUGACGUGCUGCAGUCACUGAAGAUAAGCUCCAAUCCUCUCGGCAGUGACGGGUCAUUAGCUCUGCUGGUGGCAGUGGACAGGAACGACUGCAGCUGCCUGAAGUACCUGGAACUGUUGAACGUGUGGGUGAUGGACAGCUUUAUUGAGCUGAAGGAGAAGCUGGAGAAGGACCGGAAUCUCAUGGUGGUGUAUGGCGGCCUCAAGAAGAAGCUGUUAAAGCUCACAGCCCUCAGAGGGGUCGAGUGGGAACGCUGGCUCGCCAACAACCCAAUGACGAAGAUAAAAAACUACAUCCGAGAUACGGGAUACCGUCUUAUUGACCUCUUCCGGGACUUUGACAAAGACGGCAAUAUGUCUAUCACCAAGCAGGAGUUUCAUAUUGGCAUACAGUCUGCUGGCAUCGUGAUGACCAAGGAGCAGGUGGACGAACUGGUCAAGAAGUUGGACAAAGACGGGAACGGGGAGGUGGAUUACGGGGAGCUGAUGGAGGGGGACAGGGAGUACAGACAAGCGCUGAGAGCGGCAGCUGCGAAAAAGAAGGUGAUGGUGGAGUCGGGGGGCAUGUCUGAAGACGGGGAUGAUUCAGCAAGCAGUCGUGUCCCCUCCGUCAUCAGGAUGCUCAUUUCGGAGAGAGACAGCGCCAGCAGCUCCGAGUCAGGCAAGUCAUAGCAGGAACACUAUCGUGCAGAAGGUUAAGAGGUGAGCGCCUCGGGUCAACUGGUACCUUUCCUGUUCCUAAGCCAAUUUUAACUCAACGACGUUUCAGCAUAGUCGCUUUAUAGAAGUUGUCAAGAUGGAACCAACAUUGCAGCUGAGGAAGGAUUGGAUCAGGACCAACAUGUCUUGAGGCAGCGAGCACCAUCCUAUCACGUUGCCAGCCGUUAGACGAGACGUGUGAUCUGACAAGAUUAGGAAUAGUGUACUUUGUCGUAUAUCUGGAUUCACUGCAUGACACAAGCCUUGGCCAGUAGCUAGGAUUAUUCAAGGAUGAAUCUAAAUAUUCAUCUCAAGGACAGUACAUUGCGUUGAUCAACCAAAUGCAGAAACUGGUUGGUUAUUGACCUUCUUUGCAACAGCUGGACCAACUUUAUGGAACUCUCUGCCAACUCACAAGAAGCCUCCAAGACGUGGAAUCAUUUAAAUCAAUUGUAAAAAUAUAUUUCUUCAGAGAAGCGUAUCUACAGCUCGCUGGACUUUUCACAAGCUUAAACUGGAGCUAAGCGCUGUAUUCAUGUGUAGAUAUUAUUUAUUGUUAUUUUUAACAUUGUGUUUGUCUUACAGGAAGUAGGAACGUUCUUACGGCAGUGUAUACUGAUUUGUGACUUUCUUAAUUUCUCAUGCUUUUAAGAACAUAUUUGCCAUCUCUCAUCAUGGCCGCACUGUUCCACUGGGAUGCUCGUAGAAGCAAGAAAAGGCGAUGAAGUAUUUUAUUUUGCCAUUACAUUCUAUUUAUUUUUCGAGAAUUUAAAUGUCAUGGUGAGAGAGUUACUUUGAUACCCAUUACAUUAAUUCGACUCAACAUGACAUUCAAAUAACCUGGACUAUCGUAGUUCUUCCAAUAACAUGUCAAUAUUAGCGUACUUCGGGUAAGAAUAUGCCUACGAAAAUUUGUUCAACAGCAUGUACAUAUAACAUUAUGUCGAUGUGUGUUUUGUAUACUCAUGGUAUGUCAAUUAUUCAAGAUAAUUAUGUAUAUGUCCAUUAUGAUAGCGUGGCAUGCUCUGUGCAGAGCCAUUGUCACCAAAUACAUGUAUAUUUACCUAUUAAACAUAUUCUGCGUCUUUA